Didymodactylos carnosus is the source of this 402-nucleotide messenger RNA. The record is from the annotation of a GenBank genome assembly. Lineage: Eukaryota; Metazoa; Rotifera; Eurotatoria; Philodinida; Philodinidae.
AUGAAUCCAUCAUUUUAUACUACUGUUCAACCGUCAAUCGUACAAUUAUUAUCCACAAAUGAUGCAAAUGCAGAUUUAUCAAUGGAAACAAGCUGCCAAACUGAUGCAACUUUAUCAUCUGAUUUUCGUAUAUUCCACUGGUUAUAUCGUGUUCAACAUCUGCAUGAACCAAUACCAUAUUAUCAAAUGUCUAUCAUCAGCGCUCCAGAUAGCUGCCCUCAAACAUCGAAAUCACUCUCGGAUACAACAACCCAAACUGAUUUCACAACAACAAUCACAAACCCAGUUACAAAAGCACCUAUUCCACUUGAAAUUUACUUAAACGAGAAAUUAACCUUUCGUAAUCACGAUGCCAUCCUUGAAACACAUGUUCUUCGAAACUCAUUACCAUCCGAGAUAUAA